This is a messenger RNA of Fusarium oxysporum Fo47, 1146 nucleotides long. Its product is annotated as HPP family-domain-containing protein. The record is from RefSeq and is a predicted model, not a curated record. The transcript has 2 exons. NCBI's taxonomy places the organism in Eukaryota, Fungi, Ascomycota, Sordariomycetes, Hypocreales, Nectriaceae. The coding region runs from base 233 to 1090 and encodes 285 amino acids.
CUUAGGGCAGUGGUAUAAGGGCGCUGGCCUGCACUGAUUCAUUGUUCAUUUCCUUGAGGGUAUCGUCAGACAUUCAUUGAACAGAGCUGGGACAAACAUUGACGCAUUAAAACGACAUCAUUACUAAUUCGACGUUUCAUUUCAUUUUCGACCCAUUUUCCCUCUUUCAUCAUUGAAUCUCAUACAUCACCUGAUUACCCCGGACUUUUCAUCUCAGAUCAUCUCAGAUCUCAUGUCGCGUCUCAACCCGACAUCGUGGAUUUUCGAUAUCGAUCGAUACGUCAAUCCAUAUAUUCCAUCGCCGCCAUGGCAACAUAUUCCGUAUCCUGUCGCAUACAUCUUUGGAUACCGACGCGAUAAACCAAAGAGCAUUGGGACAAUUGUUCCGGUGAUAUGGGCAUUUAUCGGAAUAUUUCUCGCCCUUUCGGUGAUUGAAUUGGCGUCGGAGCGCAUUCCCUCUUUUGUCGAGAGAGGCGCUCCUAUUAUCGUUGGAUCAUUUGGCGCUGGCGCUGUUCUCGAAUUCUACGCCAUCGAAUCUCCCCUCGCCCAGCCACGAAACUUCUUCGGCGGCCAAAUCAUCGCCGCCACAAUAGGCGUCAGCAUAGGAAAGCUCUUCCUCCUCAGCUCAAACUUCCACUCCAUCCAGUGGCUCGGCGGCGCCAUAUCCUGCGCGACCGUGACGUCCAUAAUGGCCCUAACAAAAACAAUUCAUCCCCCCGCCGGCGCAACCGGCCUUCUCGCAGUCGUCGACAACCGCCUUCUCGAUCUCGGCUGGUUCUUCAUUCCCGUUGUGUUAUUCAACUGCACGAUAAUGUUUGGUGUUGCGCUAUUGGUUAAUAACAUCCAGCGCGCUUAUCCUGUUUAUUGGUGGACGCCGGAGGACUUGAAGGGGAUCAAGACAGAAGGGCAGAGGGAGAGUGUUGAUGAGGAGAAGGGGCAGAGAACGGAUGAGAGUGAUUCGGAGAGGCAUGAGAGGCAUGAUGGGAGGGAGAUUAUUAUGAAGCCUGGUGGGAACUUGGUGUUGCCGCAGCAUUUGUUCCUCAUGCAGGAGGAGUUGCAGUUGUUGGAGGAGAUUGCCAACCGAUUAUAGGUUGCUCAAAAGUGUCGCAUUGCAUAGCAAUUUGAAAAGCGAUUAUUCUGGUCUCA